AUGGCCGUCAAAGAUGAGCAGCAGUCGCUGCACAUCCUCUUCUUCCCGUUCCUCACACCCGGACACCUCAUCCCGAUCGCCGACAUGGCCGCACUCUUCGCCGCCCGCGGCGUCAAGUGCACCAUCCUCACCACCCCCUUGAACGCCGCCGUGAUCCGCUCGGCGGUCGACCGUGCCAACGACGGUUUCCGCGACACCGAUGCCCCGGCCAUCGACAUCGCCGUCUUACCCUUUCCCGACGUCGGGUUCCCCCCGGGCGUCGACGUUUUGCCUGUUUGGCGGAAGCACGUUCAAAGUGGAAGCUUCGAACUCUAA
Molecule: messenger RNA, 315 nt
Organism: Phragmites australis (common reed)
Lineage: Eukaryota; Viridiplantae; Streptophyta; Magnoliopsida; Poales; Poaceae
Product: UDP-glycosyltransferase 73B4-like
Exons: 1
Coding region: 1-315 (104 amino acids)
Source: RefSeq, a predicted model, not a curated record